AUGGACAUGGAGGCGCAAGCCGCCGCCGCCGACCCGCACUUCCCCAUCUACGUCUCCUCCGAGGAGGACGACGGCAUUACGUUCCUUGGCGACUCGUUCGACCCCGAGGAGAUGCAGAUCCAGGAGGCCAUCCUCCUCUCCAUCGACUCCUCCCGCGCUCCAACCGCCAUCCCGACCUCCUCCUCCGCCUCCUCCUCGGCGUCCCCGUCCGGGCCCGACGUCGCCGGCACCUCCGGGAAAUCCACCGAAGAGUCCCCUCGCGACCGCAAGGGGAAGCUCUUAUGCAAUGUGGAAGAUGAGCCGAGCGAUUCGGGGAAGCGGCGGAAGCGCAACCGCUUCAGGUGCGCCAUCUGCAUGGAGAAGGUUCAGGUUUCAGAGCAGUUUAUUGUGAGCCACUGUUCGCAUGCCUUCUGCAAUGGCUGCGUCGGGCGGUACGUCGCCACCAAGAUCGGCGAGAACGUGGAAUCGAUAGGUUGCCCUGACCCUGAAUGCACAGAGGGCUUCGUUGAGAUCGAACCAUGCCGAGAUAUCAUUCCCCAGGAGCUUUUCGAUCGCUGGAGUGUUACUCUGUGCGAGCAGUCCCUAGGGAAUGAGAAGUACUACUGCCCUUUCAAGGAUUGCUCCGCGUUGCUGAUCAAAGACAAUGACAGGACGGUGAAAAUCAGGGACACCGAGUGCCCUCAUUGCCAUCGGAUGUUCUGCGCACGGUGCCGUGUGCCGUGGCACGACGGAAUCAAGUGUAAGGAGUUAAGGAGGCUUGGGGAUGACGAGAAGGGGGAGACUGAUCUGAUGCUUAAGAAACUGGCUAACAAGAAUAAAUGGCAGAGGUGCCCCAGCUGCAAGAUGUACGUCUCGAGGAUCGCUGGGUGCUUGCUCAUGAAGUGCAGGUGUAAACAGUACUUCUGUUACCAUUGCGCUGCUCCAAUGAGUAAAGCUCUUCACUAUUGUAAGAAUUGCAAGAGGUAG
Triticum turgidum subsp. durum (durum wheat) is the source of this 966-nucleotide messenger RNA. NCBI's taxonomy places the organism in Eukaryota, Viridiplantae, Streptophyta, Magnoliopsida, Poales, Poaceae. The record is from the annotation of a GenBank genome assembly.